Triticum urartu is the source of this 3870-nucleotide messenger RNA. NCBI's taxonomy places the organism in Eukaryota, Viridiplantae, Streptophyta, Magnoliopsida, Poales, Poaceae. The record is from RefSeq and is a predicted model, not a curated record.
CUCACUUGUGCAUUUCUCCAAUGUUCAGAUUUAGAAAUCACAAGAGUUGUUAAGAGCAAUUAUUGGGUUGGUACGGGGAGCAAGAGCGGUGCUAACCAGCCAUAAGGUGUGUAUAGCAAGAGCUUCCCCUAGCAUUCCCCAAAUCUGGCCUCAUCUACAUCCAUUACAAACCAGACGAGCAGGUGUUUGUUCUUUGGUUCUGUCCAAAAAGGAACAACAAGGACAUCUCCAGCUGAAGAUUAAAUCCAGCUACUUGUCAUCAACAACAAGCUAGCAUACUCUCGGUCAUACCUGGGCUCCAUGAGAGUCCAGGAUCUGUACGAUUAAGCUUCAAUUACAACAACACCAGCUGAGCACCAGGUCUCUUUGUUUUUCUGCGACGAUCUAUGAAACUGUUCUGAUGGUAUCAGAUUCAGACCUGCACAAGCAGAUCGCCAAAAUCGAUUGGAUCUAGGCAGCUUAAUCAAUAACUCUAGCUCUUUGUUUCUUCAUACACCUGGAGAUACUGUUAGAUAGAUGUUAAGAAAAAUAUGGAAGUAAGCUAUCUGGAACUGUCACAUUAGCCAACUUUCAUGUUGGCGAGCUGGCAGUGGUCAUCCUAAUUAUAUUGAGGAAGAAUAUACAACUACGCCACCACCCAAAUAGUGAGACAUUAGCAGAUAUCAGAAACUAAUGGCGGAGAUUGUGAUUCUUCUAGCCAUUGAAAAGAUUGGAAUUGCCUUAACAAAUGGAGCAGCUAACCAGGCCAGUGCACUGUUUGUGAUGUACGGGAGACAACUACUAGAGUUACAGCGCAGCAUGGACCGUGUUGUGAGGGAGCUUCGUGUAAUGCAUGAUUUUCUCUGUCAAAUGGACAUUCGAAACCGCAACAAACAAGCAUAUGAGAGCUGGUUGGAGGAGGUACGGAAAGUAGCACAUCUGAUGGAGGACAUGGUGGAUGGGUAUUUGUAUCUAGUUGGUCAGGAACAUGAUAUAGGAUGUUGCUUUUACUUGAAUACAGGAUUCAAAAAACCAAGAUAUUUGCUUUCUUUGAACAGGAUAGUUUUCAAUGUGAAGGAAAUAGAGAAAGACCUUUCACACUUGUCAGAGACAAAAAACCGUUGGGUUCCCGUGAAUGAUGGUGAUACUAGCAACUCAAAUUACAUUGUCAAGAUGUCCCAAGAUCUUGCAACCAUCUCAGGCUCCCUUGAUGAAGAUCUAGUGGGGGUGGAGAAAAAAAGAGAAAUACUUGAACAAUGGUUGGCAGGUGAUGAUUUGCAAUGCUCGGUGAUAGCACUACUUGGAAUGGGAGGACUUGGUAAAACUGCUUUAGCUGCAAAUGUCUACAAGAAUGAGAGAGAAAAAUUUGAAUGCCAUGCUUGGGUCUCCAUCUCUCAAACAUAUUCUAAAGAGGAUGUCUUUCAGAAAAUAGGCAAGGAACUUUCCAGGGGUAAAGCCAGUGUUCUGUCCAACACUACGGAUAUGGACAUCACAUGCCUUGAAGAGAAACUGAAGGAAUUUCUGGAGCAAAAAAAAUAUCUGAUCAUAUUAGAUGAUAUUUGGACUCCAGAAACACUUGCUGAUUUAUCCAGGGUGCUUAUUCAUAGUGGUAAGGGCAGCAGACUUAUAUUCACAACAAGGGAACACCAUGUUGCUACACUUGCUCCUCGAGGACAUAUCUUAACACUGGAAGCUUUAGCAGAGGACAAGGCAUGGGAUCUUUUUUGUAAGAAGGCUUUUCCAUGGGAUACAAAUCAUGAAUGUCCUGCAGAGUUGAAACCUUUGUCAAAGAAAAUAGUUAGUAGGUGCAAAGGCUUGCCUCUUGUUAUUGUGUUAGUUGGCAGCCUGCUGCGUGCGCGUGAGAAUACGGUGGGAGAAUGGAGAAGGAUAAAUGACCAGCUGAGUUGGGAGCUAAUUAAUACUCAGAGUCUUGGUCACGUAAGGAAUGUUUUGCAUCUGAGCUUCAUCUACCUUCCAACACACUUGAAAAGUUGUUUCCUAUACUGCAGCUUAUUCCCCGAAGACUAUCUUUUCAAAAGGAAAAAACUUGUGCGGUUAUUGAUAGCAGAGGGGUUCAUCGAGGAGAGGGGUGAAAGCACAUUAGAAGAAGUGGCAGAAGGCUAUCUAAAGGAAUUGAUUGACAGAAGCAUGCUACAACUUGUCGAGAAAAACACAUUUGGUAGGAUAAAGGGAUUCAGGAUGCAUGAUAUUUUACGUGAAUUGGCAGUUGAUUUGUGCAAGAAGAAUUGUUUUGGUGUUGCAUAUGAGGAUAAGUGCGAGCGCUCUCUUGAGUCGGAUGUGCGUCGAUUGGUACUACACAAACUAAAGGAUAAUCAUCAGCCAAUUUCUAGUAUGUACCAACUUCGUACUCUGAUUACACUGGACAAAAGCAUUCCAUCAUCGACUUUACUACCUCCAUUAUGUGAGAAGUCAAGAUAUAUGACAGUGCUAGAAUUAAGUGGUCUGGCUAUCGAGAAGAUUCCAGAUGCAAUUGGAGAUCUUUUUAAUCUCCGCCAUUUGGGUCUGCGUGGUUCAAAGGUGAAGAUGCUCCCAAGAUCCGUUGAGAAGCUUUUAAAUAUGUUGACGCUGGACCUUUGUCGAACUGACAUACACGAGUUGCCUACUGGAAUUGUGAAGUUGAAGAAGCUCAGACACUUAUUUGCUGAGAAAACAGUCGAUCCAAAUGGGAGAGAAUUUAAAUGGCGCAGUGGUGUAUGUAUGAACAGUGGUCUUGGAAAUCUAACAAACUUGCAGACGCUACAAGCAUUAGAGGCACAAGAUGAGUCUGUUAGACAUUUAGGGGAGUUGCGCCAACUGAGAAGCUUGAGGGUGUGGAAUGUGAAGGGAAUCUACUGUGGACGCAUCAGCGAUUCUCUAGUUCAUAUGCAAUACCUGUCCUACUUGGAUGUGAAUGCAAGUUCUCAGGAUGAGGUUCUCUUGUUAGAUGUCUGCCUGCCAAACCUGCAAAAACUAACUUUGAGAGGGCGCCUAGCCGAAGGGGCGUUGGAUGAGUCUCCUCUCUUCCAAGAUGUUGGGGGGCAGAACUUGCAUAGAUUGUCUCUAUCGUGGUCACAACUGAGAGAAGACCCCCUGCCAUCCCUUUCCCGGCUGUCAAAUUUGACGCAAGUACAACUUGUCAGAGCAUACAAUGGAGAGCAGCUGACAUUUCUCAUGGGGUGGUUUCCCAAGCUAAAGCUUCUCUAUCUAUGCGACCUACCUAAUCUAAAUCGGCUAGAGGUAGAAGAAGGUGCCAUGGUGAGCCUGGAAAGUUUAAUUCUAGUCAAUCUCAGCAGCAUGACGGAGGUCCCACGUGGCAUUAACUUCCUCACGUCCCUCCGGUAUCUAACCUUCCGCGAAAUCACCAAUGACUUCUUCACAUCUCUGCGCCAGUGUUCUGCAAUUCGAGGGAAGUGGCGGUAUACUCUCCGAGAUUGACCUGCUACUCUCGUCAGGAAACGUGCAUAUACUGAUGUCACCUGCCGGAAGGAAGGAAUGAAGAUGCUUCACCAACGAGUUAAGGCGGCCUUGGAUCGAUCUCACUCAAUGCUGCUGAUCUGCUGUACACUCCGGGUUUCCUCCGCUGUUCCGGAAUGUCCAACCGUGCGUCUCAAUAUGCACACAACAGUGCUGCUGCUGUUUCAGAAUGUACUAGCUAGUGCACGUCCUCAGCUUUUGCUGCUGCUGCUACUGCCUGCGUUUACUAUUGCUACUGUGUUCGUGUGAUCAUGUGCUUGCCAGCUGUUAUUAUAAGAUGACAGUUAGCGGGAGACGGCGAGUGGGUUGUGUUUCCAUAUUCAAACUAAUUUACGUAUUGCUAUUUCUGUGUGCUUAUUGUAAUUUGUAAGACUAAGACUGAUUCGUGUUUCCUUUUCCAGACUAUUUUCCUUUGCA